GUCAUUGGCCUUACGCUUGCGCAGCUUUCAGUUCUCAUGCUUCCUGCGGACGUUUCCAACAGGCAAAGCUGCAUUAAUGGCUUCGUGAGCGGAGAGUGCUCCGAGACUUUGCCCAUGAGAACUCUAUGGUACAUCCUUUGGAUUGCAAUAUGCGUCAUGGUCUUCGUCAUCAUCCCUUUCUCCAUUUUCUUAUACGAGGGCGAUGAAGAAAAGGGUACCGGAAAGCGGGUAUUGCUCGCGAUUUUGUGGUGUCUCCUGUCCGUGUUUGUGUUCGGGGGGCUCUUUGGGAUUCUUUAUGGUUUCGUUGGUUACGUGGAGUAUCCUGUAAAGAGGCUGGUCUCUGCGACUAUUCCCAUGACGAACGACUUUAGUUCGCUUGGUAGUCAAGCUUCUUGUGUUUCCUUGUAUAAUACCGGUCUGGGCGCGUGUUCUUCUUAUGCUUCCCCUCAAGGAUCCAAGACUACAUGGACACUGAGGGUCUCGUUUCCGAAGUACAUUAUUGCAUUAUUCACGAUACUGGGGUCUCUCUUAUUCUCAAUUUUUGGUGGUGUUGGCAUAGCCGUCUUGCCACUUUCAUCUAUUCUUUCCUUUCUAAGGCGUCCAAGAGCCACAAUAACCCGUUCGGAAUACAUUAAG
Molecule: messenger RNA, 636 nt
Organism: Closterium sp. Naga37s-1
Lineage: Eukaryota; Viridiplantae; Streptophyta; Zygnematophyceae; Desmidiales; Closteriaceae
Source: the annotation of a GenBank genome assembly